Leishmania mexicana MHOM/GT/2001/U1103 is the source of this 5661-nucleotide messenger RNA. RefSeq lists its product as hypothetical. Gene Ontology annotation, cellular component: cytoplasm. Lineage: Eukaryota; Euglenozoa; Kinetoplastea; Trypanosomatida; Trypanosomatidae. The transcript has a single exon. Bases 1 to 5661 code for a protein of 1886 amino acids. The record is from RefSeq and is a predicted model, not a curated record.
AUGAAGUACUUCUCGUGUCAGCCGGACUCCCACAACGCGUUCGGGUCGUUGACGAACGGCGUUCUAACGUACUUCACGGUGGACUGCGCGCGCUACCGGCGCGUGGCGGCGAACGGCAUUGGGGACGCGGCAGAACUGCACACCCCUGUCACAGGAGGAGACGCGGCUGUGGGAGGCAGUGCGCCAUCGCAGUGGUCCGGCCAGCAGCCCUUCACGGCUUCCUCCUCUUCCACCAGCCACAGCGCGGGACAUGGUGUUACCCAGCACGACGUGCACUUCACCACCGAAACACGCAUGCACAUCCAGCGCACGCUGACCCUGCCAAGCCCCUUCCAAGGAACUCAGUGCUUCUUCAGCAUGGCAAAUCGUACCGUCUUUGGCACCGAUAUGGCGUUUAUCGGUGCCGCCAACGGCUUAUUGGCCCUCGCCGUGCUUCAGGAGGAUCUGCUGCUUUACGUGCGAGGAAAGGACCCGCAGAGUCUGCGUGAGCAGCUGCAGCGUCAGCAUGCGGAGUCGUCCUCGAUCCUGAGGCGUUGCUCCACCUCGGACAGCGGCGUGGUCGCCCGUCGGCCUCCCUCGCCGCCCGCCAUCUCUCUGACGCUGCCAUCCCCAUCGAGGGGCGGAGGCGGCGGGGGCGGUCUUUUCUCUUUCCCUUCCUUCACUGGCGGUGCCGCCGCUGCGGCGAAGACGAGCGGGUCAACCUCGUCGUUCCAGGGUAGGGAUCCCUCCUCCAACGCAGCCGCCCCCGCGUCAAUGUCGCCGCACAGAGGCAGAGGCGUCGUCCGUGGGCUGUAUCGCAGAGACGCUCCUUCCACGAUUACAUGGAUGCGCAACAAGCCUCUCGUGCUGGUGGGCUACACCUCAGGGUGGGUGGAGUGGUACGAGGUAUCUAUCUCUGCCGCAUACCGGAAGGAGCUGCUGGACCCGGCGGAGGAGAUCCCAUACGGUGCGUCAGUGACACCUGGCGCCUUUGCCUACCAGGCCCUGAACCGCGACUCCCUCACCAGCCACGUCGCUCGCGUCGCUGUCGGAGGCCAGAUAGCCGGCCUGCGGGCUGAGCUGGUCGCCUCGUGCGUUCUUGCGGAGGCUGGCGCACUUGUGUGCAGCGACUACUUCGCCGCCAACGGCACGGUCGCCGUUGGGAGCGAGCGCGGCAGCAUCUUUCUCUUUGACGCCGACCAGCUGGAGGCGCCGCUGUGCGAGCUGCAACUGAGCACGCCGAGCGCGGCCUUCCUAUAUUGUCACCCUUUCCUGCCCAUUGUAGGUGUGCUGUCGCAAUCCGUCUGGACCGGAGCCGAGGAGCAGACGACCUCGACGGCAGCGGCGGCGGCGCGGAGGCGACGGGACAACAGCCCGACCUUGCACCUUACGGACAGCCACAACAGUGGCGUGGUGAGGCCAUCGGUAGGCCAGGUGGACGGCGCUAUCGGCACUUGUGUGGGAAGUCCACAGCGUGGCGUCACGAGUGGCAAGCGCGGCCCGACGACUUUUCCACUCGUGCCGCUGCAGGGCUCACGAGAUGACCCGAGGAGCGGCCCGCAUCAGCUCUCUUCUCCUUCCGGAGCCACGCCCUCGGCAGCAGCCCAGGGGGCGCCGAAGCCGGAGCGGCACGUCGGGUGGCAUGACGCGAGUCCCGCAGCGUUGAUGAGCGGGGGGAACGUCGCUGAGGCCUUCUCGAGCGGCAUCGGUGCAACGUCACCUUUGGGGCUCUACGGCGGCGGUGGCGCCAUUCCAGAGGUCGGUGCUGCUUCGGCGUUGCACUCCGGCUGCUUGCUGACGUUUGCUGAGUACCGAAAGGACCCCCCGCCGCGGCUGCUGUCGCGUACCUGGACCGGGGCCCAACCCCCAACGCCGUCACAUCGGCUGACACAGGUGCUGCAGCACCGAAUGGAUGGCGCGGCGGCACGGUACGGCGCGUACUACACCUUCUCCUGGAAGUUCAGCUUUGAUUUGGAGCUCGCCGUUGGCAACCUCGAGGAAGGGGCGCUGCACAUCGUCCGCGCGGCUCGCAUUAUGGACAGGGAUGCAGGCUCUGACGUGGGCGACGCGGCUGAAGAGGAGGACAGAGAGGGCAGCGCAGCGGACGGUGAGCGGGGCGUGCCGGCAUCAGCCGCUAGCACCGCCUCCGCCGCCCACCCGAGCUCGUACCAGGUGGUGCAAGACUACAACGUUCGUCUGCCGUUGCACUCCCUUGUGAACGUCGAGUACGUGUCCGCCGCCACGUCGUCCCUCAGCGCGCUAGACAAUGCAGCCGCCGUCACAAAAGCGGAGCCGAUCGCCGGGUGCAGCGGCAUGGGUAGCACCACAGCGGAGCAGUCGCUCUUUCAGCGGGAUGCAGAGCGGUGUCAGCGGCAGACGGCGCUGCUCGGCGCCGCUGUGGACCCGAGAUGUCGCCUCGGCUUCUCUUCCGUCUCCCCAUCUCAGGCAAGCGCCGUUGCGGGGGUGUUGUGCCGGCCCGCGAAUCCACUCUGGGCUGGCCUGGCUGUGGUGUCGAUGCCGCGUGGUGGCCGACAACACGAGCGCGGCCACAGUGGCGAUGCCCACCGCUACGUUGGCGAGCUGGACCUGUUUGGCGCUAGCAGAGGCCACGGUGGCGCCUUUGGCGUCUUGUACUCCCCUGCGAGCAUGAGGGCCGGCGAUGGCGCAGCAGGUGUGAUUGGAUGUGCGAGCGCGAGUGGCUGUGCCGCAGACGACGGCGGCCCGCUGCUGAAGGAGAACGCGCUGGCGGCGGCGAUGCGGCAGCCGUUUUGCGGGGAUGCCGGCGCUAUUGGCGGCACGCGCUACCAUCGGCGACACACUGGAGAGACGGGCAACAGCAGCGGCACCGAUGCCACGUUGAGUCGCUGGUUUUACUCAUUAGCGAUAACCUCCGUCUCCACGCAGCAGUCGCAUCAGCAGCGCCGGCGAGAGCGGCGACGGCUCCGCCGCGACCCGCGGGCACCCGCCAUCACAGUCCCCAGCUACGCGGCGAUGAGCACCAAGAACGAAAUCGCAAGCGCGGCGCUCAUCGCCGCUGAUCAACGUGUUGACCUCCACGACGCCCUUCGAAUAGGACCCGGCAAUGUGUCAUGUGUCGCGGUAAUGAACGCGGCGGGCGAGGUGGCGUCGGUGCCGAUCGAGGUACGGGCUGUGUCCGCGUGGCACGAGGCCGGCAGCGUGUUCGUCGGCCUCGGCCCCACACUGUACGCCGCCGACCUUGUCUCCAUCCAGGGAAUCGAGCGACUCAUGCGGCGGCGGUACGCUGCCGGCUUUGGCCUCUCGUCCGUGGCCAACCUCGCCGCGGUAAAGGAGGUGGGCGGUUUUGGCAGCGAGGAUGUGGCCAUGCUGCUCUUGUACGUGGUUACGCUGGAGGCGGUCUCGCUCGUGGCUUUGUCCGGACCUGUGCCAUCGCUGAUGGAGCUGCUGCACAGCUCUCCUGUUACCGGGCGUGGCGCUCUACAGAGAGAGGCGGCGGCGAGGGUGCAGGCGCGUUUGGGGCCUGUGUGGCGAGCGAAGAUGGAGGCGUGCGUGUGCCAUGAGGACCUGUGCUGCCUUUUGGUGUUGCAGGUGCUGCGUUGGCUGCCGUCAUCACUGACAGAAGAGGCCGGGCAGCCGUGGCAAGGCAUAGUGCAGCCGCCCCCCCUUUCGGACACGACACCCGUGCUUGGGGAGAAUAGCACCAACGUGGACAUCGAGCGCGCCGUCGCGGUGGAGGUGACGCACGGGCGCCACACCGAGGCAGCGGAGCUGCUUCUCCGGUUUGCCGGCCGCUCUCCGAGCUAUGGUGCCAUGGCUACCCUUCUUCGCCGCCCCGAGGAGGCCCAGUCCAUGGUGUGUAACAGCGACCCCCGCGUGUGUGCGUCGUUUCGUGCCUCCCUCACCCCGUGGUUGCUCGUCGUCUUCCACUGCGUGUGCAGCCCCUGCGAUGGAGCGUCGCGCAACCAGUCACAGGUCGCGGCGGCGACUGAGAAGGGGCUACACGACGAUGCGGCCUCCGUACGGACGGUACUGCCCCCGCACCUCUACCGGCAUUCGGCUUUGCCCUUCUGGGAUCGCGUCGCCUUGGCAGUGGUCAUGGAGGCGGGCACGACAGCUGCCUUCACUCAUGUCAUGCAGGACAUCCUCCUACGAGAGUGCAACCCGGUUCAGGCGUUGCUGCUCCAGUAUGGCAUUCACCUCCGCACCUAUGCCGCCAUGCAGGAGAUUGUCGACUGCACCGGGGACUUCCAGCUCGGCGCGUGCCUGUUCGCUCGUGUCGGUGUGCUUACGACGGCGGCGGCGCUCGCUUUUCCUUUCUUGCUGGACGCCGAGGUGAGCGCCGCGGCGGCCACCGCGGCAGCGACGGAGCGGACGGCGGUUACCUCGCCAACUGCGCGCAGCCACAAGCUCUCUGCCAUUUCUACCGACUACCAGCUGUACAGUUACCGCGCGGACGGCGGCUUUGGAGGCUACGGUGACGGCAACAACGAGGGCCAAGGACGCGACAGCGUGUACGGCUGCUCCCCGUUCUCGUACCUGCGGUCUAGCCACAGGAGGCGCAGUUCUGGUCAGCUGCCUUCCUCUUCAGCCCGUGAUGAGCGGGGCUCCCUGGAGGAGGGUGUGACGCACACGGCACGGCUCGUGCUCAACAGCGCUCUGCCGCCGCCAGCACGGGCGCCAAGGGAGGCGAUAAGUGGCGUCCGUAUGCUGCCCCACUCUGUGGACGCUGUUCGCGUCAGCAAUAGCCUUCCUCCUGGACACAUGCUGCGCUAUGGUGUCUCACCGAACGACGCAGCCGCGGGCAACGGUCAUGGGAGCGGUGACGGCUUCGGCAACGCCGCAGACAUCGACAGUGACGACGCAGACGCGGAUGUGCCGUGGGUGUGGUGGGCCGCGGCGUACCGCUCUUUCCUUGACGACGAGCAGGCGUUUGUGCGCCGCACGACGUUUGAUGUGGAGUGUCGUCAGCUGCGCGGUGGCGCGUUCCUGGCCCGUGACGCCGCCGCCGCAGCCAUGAACGUCUGCACCGCAGACGCCGCUUCUUCUUCGUCCGCUGCUGCCGUCGCCUCAGUGGCUGGAGACGCACGUGCUGGUCGUUACGGCAGAGGGUGUCGUUCCCUUCACCGUACCCCGCCGCAAGAUACGGAGGCGGUGGGACUGCGCUGCUCCUCUCCCUCUCCCUCUCCCUCUCCCUCUCCAGCGGAUCUCGUAUCGAGGUCAGUUGAGCAGUGCGUGACUCGUCAUGUGACUAGGGCUGGCGACGGGACGACGAGUGGUGGUGGUGGUAUCUGUGUUGGCCGCAGUCUUUCAGCAGCAGCAUCCUGGUCCUCUCCGUCUGCACCGUCGGUCUUCGCAGGUCCCUACGGCGGUGGCGCGACACACGUCACCUCCGUUACACCCCCGUAUGCAUCAGCCUUCAUGCGAUCACCAGAGUCGAAACCCUGCGUGUGCGGGGAGCAGCAUACUGGCACGCAGCUUAUCCGGUCACUGCUGAGCAUCUGCAGCACGACGACGACGCGGUGCUGUGUCUGCCUCGAGACCGUACGGCUAGGUUCCAAGGAUGUGGACACCGCCUUUGCGUGGUGCACAUCAUGUGACCACGGCGGGCAUGCGUACCACCUGCAAAGCUGGUUCCGUACACACCGGCGCUGCCCCGUGAACGGAUGCGACUGCCAUUGCGAUGAGGACUCGAACUUAUACUGA